AUGGCCACUACAAUAGCUUUAUCUGCAUCUUCUAUUCCAACUACUUUGAAACGUUCACAUGUGGAUAACACUGAUAUAUUUGAAUUCGAAGAGGGUCAUGAAUAUCUUAUAGCCUGGGUUGCUAGUAAUGCUGACACCAUAGUUCAUAACACUCUUAUUUCCGAUAUUAAGUUUCGUCGUAUUGUGGACUAUCUAUUAUUAUUUACCGAAAUAAAGAAAUGCGAAGAUUUUAUUAGACAAGUGAAAAAUGAAAAGAUAUUCAUUAUAACAGAAGCAUCAUCUGCUACACCAGAAGUUAUUGCUCGAAUACAUGAUUAUAGACAAGUUUAUUUUGUUUUCGUCUACAAACAAAAUAUUAAUAAUGCUUACACAUUAGAUGAAAUGGUACUAAGAAGACACAAAAAGUUGAAAGGUAUUUAUGAAAAUAUGGAGAAAAUCAUUUUGGACUUAUCAAGACAUCUACAUAUGUUCAACCAUCAUACUAAUCCUGAAUUACUUUACGUAUUCAAACCGAUCAGCGAAGAGCGAACAGUACAGAAUAGAUUAAACACAGAAUGGUUUCACUAUUUUCUGCAAGUUGUAAUACAUUUAAAACCAAUAUCAACUAGUAAACAAACUUUUGUUUCUCAAUGUACAGCAUUUUACAAGAAUAACACUACAGUAUCACAGCAAAUCAAGGAAUUUGAAGAAUGGUAUGAACCUGAAAAUGCAAUAUUUUGGUACACACGGGAUAAUUUUCUCUAUAGAUUACUUAACAAAGCUUUUCGUCAAAAAAAUCGUGAUUUAAUUUGGUUAAUGCAUUUUUUUAUUGUUGAUUUAUAUGAAAAACUACGAUCAGACUGCCUAAUACAGUCGCAACAAGGAUGGACGACAGAAGUUUAUCGCGGACAGUUAAUGACCAAACAAGAACUGAAUUCAUUGAAGCUUAGUUUACAUAGUAUAUUAUCUGCGAAUAGUUUCUUUUCUACUACAGUUCAGCGUGGAUUAGCAUUGAUUUUUUCAGGCGCAGGGGCUUCAGAGCAUUUACUUGACGAUGAUUUGCAGCCCGUGUUAUUUCAAAUUUCUUGCAACGGAUGCAACUUUGAACAACAGACGUUCGCAAAUAUUAAAGACAGAAGUGCCAAUGAAGACGAAGAAGAAGUAAUGUUCGUACCUGGAACGAUGUUUUUAUUUCAAAAACUAUUUUACAAUGACAAUGAGAAGGUAUGGGUUGCAAAUUUAAAAAUCGAUACAUUACUAGUCGAUCUGAAUCUUGACUUGGAUCGACGCAUAUUAAAAUUAGAGACACUAUUGGAACAAAAAUUUAUUCAGACCGACAAUGACGCGAAGAAAAUAAAACUAUCUGUCGACAAUCAAAUACCAAUGAGUGACACAAUGAAGAGUGAUUUUGAGUCACUUUUACAUGAACUUUCCUUAUUUGACCAAUACAUGGUACUAUGUAAAAUGAAUUCGGAAGUGACUGAUGAUGACACAAAAUUUAAGCUAAAGACAUUGAAAGCAUUACGUGACCAAACUAUGGUUCCAGAUGUUCUUUCAAAUGAAAUGCAAAUAUGCAUCUACGACUGUUUAGGUAUUAUUAAUAUUGGUAAUAUCCAGCUAACGCGCGCGUUAAACUAUUUCAGUUUAGCAGAAAAUAUUGAUUCGGAUAAAAUAAGUGCAUUGGCUCGUAAAGUUAAUGUAGCUAGUAUACAUAAGAUGAAUGGUAAUUACGUCAAAGCAUGGCAACUAUGCAAAGAAGUUUUGGACAAUAUAGACAUCUCGUCAUCUGAGGACAAUGUAUUCGGUAGUGUAGGUGUAGCAUCAUGUGGAGAUGAAACUAAAACCAUCAGCGUCGAUACUUUGUGUGAAUACGAGAAGUUCACAGAUUUCGUAGCUAUCAGUGAUAUUGAUAAUUACGAAAAUCACGUCCGUUCUGCAUACCUCGAUAUUGGGGAUCAUUACGAAGAAAUUGGUCAGCUAAAUCUCGCGAUAAAAUGCUAUCAGAAGGCCAUUCAAAUAGUAGUGGACGACUUAGAUUCGAAUGCUGACUGCUACAAAAAAUGUUCUGAAGCUUUCGAGAAGCAAAAUGAUUUUGAUCAGGCAAUUGAAUAUCGUCAAAAAAUGCAUAUCGAAUAUUCUCAAGAAGAAGAUGUAUAUGAAUCGACAUGUAAGGACGUUGCUAUUUCCUAUGGACGACUGGGAACUUUAUAUGUUAAACAAAAUAAACUUAUUGAUGCUUUGAAAUCAUUUCAUAGAUCAUUUAAUAAUUGGUCGAAACACAUUAAUUGGAAACGACUUGAAAUAGAGAACGAAAGUCUUACGGCACAUCAAGAAGAUCCUAUAUACGUAGAUCUAGCUAACACUUAUGAAGAAUUGGCUAAUGUUAUUAUCAAUAAUGAUGAUUUCGCAACGUUUUGUUUUCAAAGAGCCAUUGAAUUUCGCCUCUUGAAUUUACAUAUUGAACUGCGAAUGAACCGAAAAGAAAUUAACUGCGACCCAAAAAUUUCCAAGUAUUACGAUGCCAUUACUACUAUUGAUCAGCGACGAGAAUUAGAUGGUAAAAAUAAGUCAUGCCUCAAUAAAAAUAAGACUUAA
Rotaria socialis is the source of this 2574-nucleotide messenger RNA. Lineage: Eukaryota; Metazoa; Rotifera; Eurotatoria; Philodinida; Philodinidae. The record is from the annotation of a GenBank genome assembly.